UCUACGCUCUUAUUGGUCGUUGAGACGAGUACACGUGCAUCAGUUAUGCACUUCAGGGUUUGAUUCUAUUCCUUCGCGUAUCGCCCUUUUUGGGCUUUGUCCAAAGCAAAAAGACGCGAAACACAUCCAAAUUGCUUUUGACACUACUGGCAACUAGUCAUCAAAUCAUUGUGAAUUACCCUACGUUUCGAAACGUGAUCACCUAAAAAAUGGAAUCUCAGAUUAAACGUGAAAAGAGUAAACAAGACGAAAUUUAUGUCGUACCAGAAAUUGAGAAACUUUUGGAAAGAGAUCCUUACUUAAAACCACAUGAAAAUGAAAUCCGGCACAGAUACGGUAAAUUCAAUGAGUUGAGGAAAGAAAUAUGCCAAUGUGAAGGAGGCAUUGAUAAAUUCACAUCUGGUUAUAAAUCAUUUGGCAUUCAUGUUAACCAAGACAACAGCGUUUCAUGCAAGGAAUGGGCACCAGGAGCUCGACAGCUGUACUUGUAUGGAGAUUUUAAUGGAUGGGAGAAAAGAGAUCCAUAUACAAAGCUUGACUUUGGAAAAUGGGAACUACACCUUCCUGCAAAUCCAGAUGGAUCUUGCCCAAUCAAGCAUGGUUCAAAAGUGAAGGUUGUUGUUGAAAAAGAUGAUGGAUUAUUGUUGGAUAGAUUGUCCCCAUGGGCAACUUAUGUUGUUCAACCCCCAGCCAAUGAAGGCUGUGCCUACCAACAAGUUGUUUGGCAUCCACCCCAGGCAUAUGAAUUUAAAAAUGAACGUCCCAAACGACCUGAUAGCCUCAGAAUAUACGAGUGCCAUAUUGGAAUCGCUACUGAAGAAGGAAAAGUUGGAUCUUAUAAGGAAUUUAAGGAAAAGGUUAUUCCGCGCAUUGUGAAACUUGGUUACAACGCCCUUCAGCUAAUGGCUAUAAUGGAACACGCAUACUACGGUAGCUUUGGAUACCAAGUUACCAGUUUUUAUGCAGCAUCAAGUCGGUUUGGGAACCCGGAAGAACUCAAAGAGCUGAUAGAUGUUGCUCAUUCUCAUGGUCUCGUCGUUCUCCUUGAUGUUGUCCACUCGCACGCCUCCAAAAACGUGUUAGACGGUCUAAACGAAUUCGAUGGCACAGAUUCCUGUUUUUUUCAUGGAGGCACACGCGGUGAACAUGCACUCUGGGACAGCCGGCUGUUUAAUUAUUCAAGCUGGGAAGUGCUACGCUUUUUACUCUCGAAUCUAAGGUGGUACAUGGAAGAGUUCCGAUUCGAUGGAUUCCGCUUUGAUGGCGUCACCUCUAUGUUAUACCAUUCACGGGGAAUCGGCCAAGGAUUCAGUGGCGACUACAAUGAAUAUUUCGGGCUUAACACGGACACAGACGCAGUGUGCUAUCUGAUGAUGGCUAACUAUGUAUUGCAUGAUCUUUACCCGGAUGUCAUCACCAUAGCCGAGGAUGUAUCCGGCAUGCCAGCGUUGUGCAGACCAGUAAGCGAAGGUGGUUCUGGAUUCGAUUAUCGAUUAGGAAUGGCCAUUCCAGAUAAGUGGAUCCAGCUUUUAAAGGAAUACAAAGAUGAAGACUGGAACAUCGGAAACCUCAUCCACACGUUGACUAACAGACGAUGGAUGGAAAAAACAAUUGCCUACGCCGAAUCUCACGAUCAGGCCUUGGUGGGUGACAAAACAAUAGCAUUUUGGUUGAUGGACAAGGAAAUGUAUACGCACAUGUCAGUAUUGUCAAAGUCAUCGCCGGUGAUAGAUCGGGGCAUGGCCUUGCACAAGAUGAUUCGACUCAUAACGCACUCCUUAGGUGGGGAAGGUUAUCUCAAUUUUAUUGGGAAUGAGUUUGGCCAUCCUGAAUGGUUGGAUUUUCCUCGGGUAGGCAACAAUGAAUCCUUCCACUACGCACGGAGGCAAUGGAAUCUUGUUGACAAUCAUCUACUCAAGUAUCAUUACUUGAAUGAUUUUGAUGCUGCGAUGAACAACUUAGAAGAACAGUAUGGAUGGCUGCAUACAAAUCCGGCUUACAUCAGUACAAAGCACGAGGGAGACAAAGUCAUUUCAUUCGAUCGUGCUGGUUUGGUGUUUGUCUUCAAUUUUAACUCGACACAGAGUUUCACCGACUACCGCAUUGCUGUACCAAAUGCUGGCAAAUAUCGCAUUGUGCUAGACUCAGAUGACAAAACAUUUGGUGGUCAUGGACGAUUGGACCAUAACACUGAAUUUUUGUCGCUUAAGGAACCAUUUGGAGACUACCCAAAUUCAUUAAUGGUGUACGCCCCGUGUCGCACAGGGUUUGUGUUGGCUCGUUCCGACUGAAGUUAACUGUUGUAGCUUCUGCUAACAAAGGAAGCUAUUAGUUGUAGGAUAUUUCAAUAUAGCUUGGAAUGAGCUAUCAGUCUGUUAUCUUUUAGGAUGUUGACUGAAAUUGCGUGUUAUGGGCUUUGGUAAUGUUUUCGCAUAAUGAAAUAGAUUUAAUAACAACGAGA
Molecule: messenger RNA, 2461 nt
Organism: Daphnia magna
Lineage: Eukaryota; Metazoa; Arthropoda; Branchiopoda; Diplostraca; Daphniidae
Product: 1,4-alpha-glucan-branching enzyme
Biological process (GO): glycogen biosynthetic process
Cellular component (GO): cytoplasm
Molecular function (GO): cation binding; 1,4-alpha-glucan branching enzyme activity; hydrolase activity, hydrolyzing O-glycosyl compounds
Source: RefSeq, a predicted model, not a curated record